Messenger RNA from Maniola jurtina (meadow brown), 1778 nucleotides. RefSeq names its product cytochrome P450 4C1-like (gene CYP367A1). The transcript has 11 exons. NCBI's taxonomy places the organism in Eukaryota, Metazoa, Arthropoda, Insecta, Lepidoptera, Nymphalidae. Gene Ontology annotation, molecular function: iron ion binding; monooxygenase activity; heme binding. Bases 150 to 1646 code for a protein of 498 amino acids. The record is from RefSeq and is a predicted model, not a curated record.
AAUCGUAUCUCCUAACAACAGGUUGUGUCGAUAGUUAAGUCUGAGUAGGACGUAAAUCUUGUAAUUAUUAAUAAUUUUUAGAUCUAGUAUAAAAAUUAAAUUGCGUUUAACAAAUCCUCAUAAGUUGUAGAGAAAGGUGUGGCUGAAGAAUGUGGCCUGUGCUGGCGAUCGUCGCUCUAGGGCUGGGCAUCUGGCUGCGUUGGAUCCACAAGAACCGUCGAAUGCUGAAUAUGGCAAAACAACUCCCGGGACCACCAGCAUUACCGAUUAUUGGAAAUGCUUUCUUAUUUAUGGUAGAGCCACUAGAGUUCGUAAGAGUGAUAAAAGAUCUCAUGACAAAAUAUGGAGGUGUGUUCAGGGCUUGGCUUGGCCCAGACUUGAAUAUCAUUGUUAGCAAUCCGGAUGACGUUAAGAUUCUUCUUACAAGUAAUAAGACAACUGUGAAAGGACCACAAUACAAAUAUAUGGCACAUUUUCUCGGUGGGGGAAUUCUUACUGGAUCUGGAACCCCUUGGAGAAAACACCGUAAAAUAGCAGCACCAAAUUAUGGAAAACGAGCCAUCAAAAGUUAUGUCAAUAUUUUUAACAGCGAGGUUGACUUGCUGAUUAAAAAAUUUAUGGAAACACCUAAAGGACAACAGAUUGAUAUUAACAAGUAUAUCGUUCAAACAACUACAUAUACAGUUUGUCAAACACUCAUUGGUCUAUCUAGGGAAGAAAUGUUGGAGUUGCCGCACUUACAAACUAUUAUAGAUGAGACUCCUGAGUUAUACGACCUCAUAUUCGAUAGAAUGAGAAAAUGGUAUCUUCAGUUAAAUCCUGUUUUUUGGCUGACAAAAUUAUACAAACAACACAAGAAAUUUAUGAAAAUCAUACGGGAAUUUAGUAUGACUAUUGUAAAACAUCGAAUGGAGAAACUAAAUUCCAUUGAUGAAAAAAAAAAACAACUAUUAAAUGCUGGAGAAGAUUCUAUAAACAGCACACAAUUUAGUGUUAUAGAUAGAUUUAUACUGUCACAAGAACUAGAUCCUACUGAGUUACUAAAUGAAACUUUCACUAUUUUUACUACGAGUCAAGAAGCUUUAGCAAAAAUAUCAUCGCUCACGCUCUUGAUGAUGGCUUUCCAUCCCAAAUGUCAGGAAAAACUUCAUGCCGAAAUAGUAAGUGUAAUAGGAAAUAAAGACAGACCAGUAACGUAUGAAGAUAUCAAACAGAUGCCAUAUUUAGAUAUGGUGUUUAAGGAGGUAAUCAGGUUGUUUCCGAUUGCUGGUAUGAUGCAGAGGACAAUUACAGAGGAUAUCGCCAUCAGCACCUGCACUAUACCAGCCGGAGCAUCACUGCUCGUCCCUACGUAUCACUUGCACCGCAGUCCAAAAUAUUGGCCAAACCCAGAUGUAUUUGACCCUGAACGAUUCAGCCCUGAAAAUACAAAAACACGUAACCCAUAUUGUUACGUGCCAUUUAGUUUGGGAUCUAUGGAUUGCCUAGGUAGACAUUAUGCAGAGAAACUCGUGAAAACAAUAGUAAUAAGAAUUAUGCAGAAUUUUAAACUAUCCACACUCAAUAAGUACGAGGAUCUUAGAGUAAUCAUUGUGAUAUCAACAACAAUAAUGGAUGGCUUUCAGGCUAUAGUGACACCGAGAUAAUAAAUAGAAUUGGUUAACAGCAAAGAUCAGCAAAGUAUGAAAAGUGCAUGAGAAUUUAAUUACUUUCAUUUAUUUUAUUUAUUUUGUUAUCGAUACUUUUAAAACCCAGUUGAAAUAAAUAAUAAAAAAACA